Molecule: messenger RNA, 5233 nt
Organism: Pecten maximus
Lineage: Eukaryota; Metazoa; Mollusca; Bivalvia; Pectinida; Pectinidae
Product: mesocentin-like
Exons: 10
Coding region: 143-4804 (1553 amino acids)
Source: RefSeq, a predicted model, not a curated record
CUGAAGACAGUAACAGACUUGGAGUCAGAGGUGACCUCCAAGUUAACGCUGACCUAUGUAGGGUCAGGCAGCGGGGCAUUUAAGUGGGCUGACAGCGUGCUGGUACAGGCAUUACAGGCCGGUCACUGGCUACUUAUCGACAAUGUCAACUUCUGCAGGUGAUGAUGACAAUGCUCAUACCACAACAGAUGUGACAGUUCAAGCUCCCACAGAUGUGACAGGUCAAGCUCCCACAGAUGAGACAGGUCAAGCUCCCACAGAUGAGAUAGGUCAAGCUCCCACAGAUGUGACAGUUCAAGCCUCCACAGAUGAGAUAGGUCAAGCUCCCACAGAUGAGAUAGGUCAAGCUCCCACAGAUGUGACAGGUCAAGCCUCCACAGAUGUGACAGUUCAAGCCUCCACAGAUGAGACAGGUCAAGCUCCCACAGAUGAGAUAGGUCAAGCUCCCACAGAUGUGACAGGUCAAGCUCCCACAGAUGUGACAGGUCAAGCUCCCACAGAUGAGACAGGUCAAGCUCCCACAGAUGAGACAGGUCAAGCCUCCACAGAUGUGACAGUUCAAGCCUCCACAGAUGAGACAGGUCAAGCUCCCACAGAUGAAAUAGGUCAAGCUCCCACAGAUGUGACAGGUCAAGCUCCCACAGAUGUGACAGGUCAAGCUCCCACAGAUGUGACAGGUCAAGCCUCCACAGAUGUGACAGUCCAAGCUCCCACAGAUGUGACAGGUCAAGUGCCCACAGAUGAGACAGGUCAAGCUCCCACAGAUGAGAUAGGUCAAGCUCCCACAGAUGAGACAGGUCAAGCUCCCACAGAUGUGACAGUCCAAGCUCCCACAGAUGUGACAGUCCAAGCUCCCACUGAUGUGACAGUUCAAGUCCAAGCUCCCACUGAUGUGACAGUUCGAGUCCAAGCUCCCACUGAUGUGACAGUUCAAGUCCAAACAAAUGUGACAGGUCAAGUCCCCACAUAUGUGACAGGUCAAGCUCCCAUAGAUGUGACAUGUCAAGCUCCCAUAGAUGUGACAGGUCAAGCUCCCACAGAUGUGACAGGUCAAGCCUCCACAAAUGUGACAGGUCAAGCUCCCACAGAUGUGACAGUUCAAGCCUCCACAGAUGUAACAUGUCAAGCUCCCACAGAUGUGACAGGUCAAGCCUCCACAGAUGUGACAGGUCAAUCUCCCAUAGAUGUGACAGGUCAAGCUCCCACAGAUGUGACAGGUCAAGCUCCCACAGAUGUGACAGGUCAAGUGCCCACAGAUGAGACAGGUCAAACUCCCUCAGAUGAGACAGGUCAAGCUCCCACAGAUGUGACAGGUCAAGCUCCCACAGAUGUGACAGGUCAAGUGCCCACAGAUGUGACAGGUCAAACUCCCACAGAUGAGACAGGUCAAGCUCCCACAGAUGUGACAGUCCAAGCUCCCACAGAUGUGACAGUCCAAGCUCCCACUGAUGUGACAGUUCAAGUCCAAGCUCCCACUGAUGAGACAGUUCAAGUCCAAGCUCCCACUGAUGUGACAGUUCAAGUCCAAACAAAUGUGACAGGUCAAGUCCCCACAUAUGCGACAGGUCAAGCUCCCAUAGAUGUGACAUGUCAAGCUCCCACAGAUGUGACAGUUCAAGCCUCCACAGAUGUGACAGGUCAAGCCUCCACAGAUGUGACAGGUCAAGCUCCCAUAGAUGUGACAGGUCAAGCUCCCACAGAUGAAACAAUUCAAGCUUUCACAGAUGAAACAAUUCAGGCUUUCACAGAUGAAACAAUUCAAGCUUUCACAUAUGAAACAAUUCAAGCUACAAAAGGUAUGACGGUCCAAGCUCCCACAGAUGUGAAGGUCCAAGCUCCCACUGAUGUGAAGGUCCAAGCUCCCACUGAUGUGACAGUCCAAGCUUCCACAGAUGAGACGUCAGAGACUGUUCAGGAUCCUACAGAUGUGAUAUUCCAGGCUUCCAUGUUUGCCUCACGUGACGAUGGCAAGGCUGGUACUCCCACAGAUGUGAUUGCCCAAGCUCCCACAUAUGAGACAGGUCAAGCUCCCACAGAUGAGAUAGGUCAAGCUCCCACAGAUGAGACAUGUCAAGCUUCCACAGAUGAGACAUCAGAGACUGUGCAGGAUCCUACAGAUAUGACAGGUCAAGCUCCCACAGAUAAGAUAGGUCAAGCUCCCACAGAUGUGACAGGUCAAGCUCCCACAGAUGUGACAGUUCAAGCUUCCACAGAUGAGAUGGCCCAAGCUCCCACAUAUGAGACAGGUCAAGCUCCCACAGAUGUGACAGGUCAAGCUUCCACAGAUGAGAUAGGACAAGUUCCCACAUAUGUGACAGGUCAAUCUCCCACAGAUGAGACGUCAGAGACUGUGCAGGAUCCUACAGAUAUGACAGGUCAAGCUCCCACAGAUAAGAUAGGUCAAGCUCCCACAGAUGUGACAGGUCAAGCUCCCACAGAUGUGACAGGUCAAGCUCCCACAGAUGUGACAGGUCAAGCUGCCACAGAUGAGAUAGGUCAAGCUCCCACAGAUGUGACAGGUCAAGCUCCCACAGAUAAGACAGGUCAAGCUCCCACUGAUGUGACAGUCCAAGCUCCCACUGAUGUGACAGUCCAAGCUUCCACAGAUGAGACGUCAGAGACUGUUCAGGAUCCUACAGAUGUGAUAUUCCAGGCUUCCAUGUUUGCCUCACGAAAUAGAAGAAGAAUGAAAUCAGAUCCAGCAGUUAAAGUUACCACAACAGGCUUCACCUGCCAUUUAUGUGAUCUAACAUACAGACGUCAGAGCUCGCUACAGAUCCACAACGACAAAUGCCAUCCAGUUUUAGAGAUGAACCUAGGCCUGGAGGAAGAGUAUUCAGAAGAUGACAGUACCGAUGAUCCUAAUAUCGAGUGUUCAGAUGAUAGCAACCGUGAUCCUAAUUUCCAGUGUACUGAAAGCGAAAUUGAACAUGUCACAUCUAAUGAUGACGGUGACUUUGAUGAAAUAAAAAUAAGGAAAAGAAAGGCCAUUACAGAGGCUUUUGUUGAUCACAAUAUUGCGAAGAGAAACUGUGCAGAAAAGGAAUUUGAUGACCACGUUUCAGACAGUGAAAUGUCUGAUGUUAUCGUCAAUGAGUAUGUUCCUGGAGAACUUGGACCUCAUUUCAACAUUGACACAGACAUUACAUCAGGAGGAAACAAUACAAAUGAGAGUACUAAGUACACCAAUGACAAGUGUGGUACACCAAUAUUUGGACUGUUGCCAAAAAGCCAAAAGAAAGAAGGAUGUAAGCAAGUGUAUGAUAAACAGAAUUGUUGCACAUUCUGUGGAAAAAUGAUCAAAAGCAAAAUUUCACGUCACCUUUUGAAUGCUCAUAAGCUGGAACCAACAGUCAGCAAAAUAUGGCUACUACCGAAAAGAUCAGAAGAGCGUACAAUUAAGUUGGAAAUGCUUGCCAACGAAGGCAACUUCAAACACAAUAUUACAGUUCUACAAAAGAAGGAAGGAUUUCUUGUAAUGGGGAGAAGAGAAACAACAAGGAGGAACACAUUUCAAUCAGGUGAUUAUUUGCCAUGUGAAUAUUGUAGAAAAUUUAUCCUCAAAAGUACACUCUGGUGGCAUCAUCGAACCUGCACUGUUAGAAAGUUUUAUGAGAAAUCAGUUGGAGUAAAUGAGAACAAAUACAUAGAAAGUGACAGUGAUCCAAACUCAAACAAUGCUGUACGUCGUGGACGCCAUCUAUUGCAUAGUGCAUUAAUGAAGGACUCUGAUCAAUUUGUGACAAAAAUGUUGGAUAGAAUGCAUAACGAUGAAGUCAAAGACAUUGUUAUACAUGACAAGCUGAUAAGAAAAUAUGCAGCAUUGCGUGUGGAAGGCCUUGGUUCUGAAAGUGACCAGAAAAUUAAUGAUAUCCACAGGGUCUCACAGUGUUGCCGGACAUUAGGAAGAUUGAUUUUACAAUGUAGAAAAGACAACCUUGCUUCAAUUAUCAGUCUGGACACACUCAUUUCACCAGAGUAUUUUGAUCUUGUUGUCGCAUCAACCAAAUUGAUGUCUAUAGACACAGAAAAUCCUGCUGUCUCUUUGGGCAGGUUUAUGGGAAAUAUUCUGGAUCAUAUCAUACAAGUAAAAAUUGGAGAUGCUUUAAGAUGUGGAGAAUCGGAUGAGAGUGGUAGAUGCCAGAAAGCGACAGGCUUUCAAAAGUUGUUUGAAGCCGAGUGGAACUACAGAGUGAACUCAGUCUGUGUAAAACGAAAAAACGCAUUACACAGACAGAAGGUACAGACCAUUCCUUUGACAGAAGAUCUGAAAACGCUCACAGAAUUCAUUAUGUGCAACAUAAGAGAAACAUCCACAGCACUGCAGAAAUGCCCGACACCUUGUGAUUGGACAAAACUUGCCAAAUUUACCAUGUGCAGGUUGAUCCUGUUUAACAAGCGAAGGCGGGCUGAAGUCAAAGACUUGAAAGUUCAGGACUACGAGAAGAGGCCCAACUGGCAUGAGGAUCAGCGUGGUGAAUUUGACCUGGCAUUAUCACAUGCGGACAAAGUAUUAGCCAGCAGAAUGGACAUGGUCAUUUCAGCAGGGAAGUCACGGAAAAAUGUGGACGCAUAUGUCCUGCUGCCACCAGACAGCAAGGAUGCCAUUGACCUCCUUAACAGCCUGAGAGAUAAAGUCGGGAUCAGAUCCAUCAACGAAUACAUAUUCGCUAGGGUUUGCUCAGAGACUCCGCUGACGGGCAACACCGAGCUCAGAGAAAUUGUUGACAGUUGCCCCAACCUUCAACAUCCUGAUAGAAUCAGCUCAACAUCACUUAGAAAAUAUAUAGCCACAGUCUCUUAGAUCCUGGAUAUGACUGAUCCGGAGCUAGAAAUGCUUGCAACGCAUCUAGGGCAUGAUGUCAAAACCCACAAAGAAAACUACAGACUGUCACAUUCAACCCGUGAAUUGACAAAGUUCCACACAUAAUGAGUAUAUUGAAGUUCUUGUCAGUGAGGAUGAAGAAUUACAGCAGGUCAUGGACACAAGUUCCAUGGAGAUGGUUGAAGAGUCUGUGAAUUCAGGAACUUCAGAUAAACCUUUUUCAGACUUACUGAGGGAAUUCAAAAAAAAACCCAUUUGUUUAUUGGACAAGCAGGAAAUAAUCAUUUCAAGGAGAGCAGUUCUGAAAAGCUGUUUCAGGGCUCUGAGACGACCCUAUUUUGACUUGAAAUGCAAAGUAUAUGUCACGUUUUUGGGUGGAUAGGGUAUGGAUCACGGUGGACCUAGGAG